AUGCCCUGGGUUAUGCUCCACCUCUCCACCUCCUCCCACCCGCACUUCCGCGCCCUUCGCUUCAAUCACACCCCCGUUGAGGCGCUUUCAGCUGCUGCAGGGGAGAAAGGACAAGGAAGCGGAGGAGAAGGAGGAGGGAAAGUAGGAGGGAUUGUGGGGGGGAGUGGGUGGGGAGUGAGAAAGGGGGAGGUGUGGAGGCCGAGGAGGGGAGAGGGGGUGUGUGAGCUGGGGAGAGGGGAUUGGCAGAUGGAGAGGGAGGGAUAUCCGCUGAAUGGCCGAACAGGCUUUGACUAUCUCCACUUUGCCUGGCGAGAGAGCGAGUGCGCCCACCCGUUCACCCUCACGCACGCCCCCCUCUCCCACCCCCAUCUCCAACCGCAGGAGAAUGGCCGUACCGACUUUGACUAUCUGCAUUUCGCCUGGAGAGAGAGCGACUGCGCCCACCCGUUCACUCGCUUCCGAGCGGAUCGCUUCUUCGAGGCCUUCCAGAACCGUCGGAUCGUGUUCGUGGGCGACUCUACACUGUUGUCGAUGUUCCAGUCGCUGCUCUGCCUGCUCUCAGUGGGUCCCUCCCUCCCACCCAAUCACAGCAUGCCAACAGAGCGACUCAACCGCACCUUCCCCUCCCUCCUCCACCCCCCUUCCUCGUCUCCAUCCCUUCUAUCCUCCUACUCCUCCUCUCCCCUCACCUCCUCCUCAUCCUCAUCCUCAGCUGCUUCCCCUGCAGGCUCCAAGUCCCAAGCCUCCACUCCUCUAGUAUUCCAAUACACAUUCCCUCAUGCCAACACAAGCCUUGACUUUUUCCACUCUGACUUUCUAACCGUCCUGGAAUCCGCCCCUUCACAUGCUCCUGGGCAAUCAGAUACACCUGCCCCAGACACGCCUCCUGCUAGUAUGGCUGUUCCAGAUACGCCUAAUCCUUCAUUGACCAAGAAUAUGCAUGAGGGCAUCAAUAACAGCAGUAUUAAUGCCACCAAUAUCGUUGCUAGCUUUGGUAGCAGUAGCAACGCAGGCAUUGGCAGAAGUCUUCUCACAGAUACUUCUGAAACCACCCAGGAGCCAGGUUCGGAUGGGUUGAAUGCGGUGGAGCUGGGUUCGGACAGGUCAGGUGCAGCAAAGCCAAGUUCGGAGGGGUUGGGAGCGGUGAGAGUGGUGCGGCUGGAUGCGUGGGCGGCAUAUGUGGUGGCAGCACAGCCGCAUGUGCUGGUGAUUCACACGGGAGGCGCGUGGGUGGGGUUGCAGCAGCGAUGGCAGGAGCAUAGGGCGCGAAUACAUGCUUCUCAGGAGGGGCAGAAGGGGCAGGAGGGGCAGGAGGGGCAGGAGGGGCAGAGUGCAGCGAAUGAAUCAAAGGUUUUUGCUGCUGUGGCUGGUAAAGGAGUUGAGGGAGGGAUGCGUGAGGAGAAAGUGGGAGCAGAAGGCAAGGUGGAGGUUGGUGGGGGAAAGAGGAAGGCUGGAGGGGGAAAGGGGGAGCCUGGUGGGGGAAAAGGGGAGGUUGGUGGGGGAAAUUGGAAGGCUGGAGGGGGAAAGGGGGAGCCUGGUGGGGGAAAGGGGGAGCCUGGUGGGGGAAAAGGGGAGGUUGGUGGGGGAAAGGGGAAGGCUGGAGGGGGAAAUGGGGAGCCUGGUGGGGGAAAAGGGGAGGUUGGUGGGGGAAAGGGGAAGGCUGGUGGGGGAAAAGGGGAGCCUGGUGGGGGAACUGGGGGGAAUGGCGGGGGGAAUAAGGGGACGGGUGAAAAGGCGAAGGGAAAGGGUGGGGGGAAGAAGGGGAAUGGUGGGGAGAAGAGGGGGAAUGGUGGGGAGAAGAAGGGGAGUGGCGGGGAGAAGAAGGGGAGUGGAGGGGAGAAUAGGGGGAAUGGUGGGGAGAAUAGGGGGAAUGGUGGGGAGAAUAGGGGGAAUGGUGGGGAGAAUAAGGGGAAUGGUGGGGGGAAUAGGGGGAAUGGCGGGGAGAAUAGGGGGAAUGGUGGAGAGAAUAAGGGGAAUGGCAGGGAGAAUAGGGGGAAUGGUGGAGAGAAUAAGGGGAAUGGUGGGGAGAAGAAGGGGAAUGGUGGAGGGAAGAAGGGGAAUGGUGGAGGGAAGAAGGGGAAUGGUGGAGGGAAGAAGGGGAAUGGUGGAGGGAAGAAGGGAAACAGUGGGGGAAAUGGAGUCGAUGGUUGGAAAAACAAAGGUAGCGGUGGUGGUAAACAGGGCAAUGGCGGGGGCUAUCAGGGCAAUGGCGGGGGCUAUCAGGGCAAUGGCGGGGGAAAUCAGGGCAACGGUGGGGGGAGCAAGGAGGCCGGUCAGGGAAAUGACGGGGGGAAUGGGGGCAAGGGUGGGGGGAGCAAGGAGGUCGGUCAGGGAAACCAAGGGAAUGGUGCGGGAAGAAAGGGGAACAGUGUGGGGGAUAACAAAAUCAGUGCGGGAAGCAAAGGGAAUGGUGGGAUGGCAUUGGGAGACAAUAGUAAAGCUGGGCAGAAAGGAGGCGGGACAGGAAAGCAGGCAGGCAGUGAGAUGAAGAAAGCGGGAGGGAAAGGGGAGAGCAGUGGUGAUAAGGCGAAGGAGAAACGCAAGGCUGUGGCAGAGGUGCAAAAAACGGGUGGACGAGGGGGAGGAGGAGGGAAGGUUGAGAGAUUGAGGAAGGCUGGAGGUCAAAAAGGAAUCAAGGAAGGUGAGAGAAGACGAUGGGAAAAGCAGGAGCCUGGGUCUGGGGGACAGGGUAAGCAAGGCAAGGGGCAAAAAAGGCAAGGCAAGGGGCAAGGGAAGCAAGGAGAGGGGAAGCGGCAGAAGGUUGGGGAAAAAGUGGAGGAGGGGGUGAUGAAGCAGGGUGGUGAUAAUGGUGGCCAGACAGCCAGUGGAGGAGGAGGAGGGGACACCACGAGUGGUUCUCAGACUGAUCCGUUUGCAGGAGGGGAGUUGCGAAUGGGCGACUUCGGUGAUGAUGAUGCCAUUCUGCAGGGUGACAGUAUUGAGAAUGACAGUAGCAGCAGUGGCAGCAGCGUUUCAAACAGCAGCAACAGCACAACCAGCAACGGUUUCACUACCAGCAGUCCCGGUAGCACUACCAGCAACGUCCAGAGCAGCAAUAAUAAGAGUCUUAGUAACCUCAGCAUCAACCCCUCUAACAUCGGCAGUGGGGGUGCCAGGGACAGCCACAAGGAGGGGAGGAAGGGGGGGGAGAGGAGUAAGAGGGGGAGGGGGAGGAUUGGCAAGUGGCUGUGGCGGCACCGGCACCUGCUGAGCUUCCCAGAAAGCACAGAGAGUGUCCAUAGGGAAGACGAUGAAAGUGAUUCUUUUCGUUCCCACAUGCCUCUGAUUCUGACUCCCAUGCCACAUGUUGACUCACCUGCGAGUGCAGGCAACAUGUCGAUACUUGAUGGAAUGGACGGUGCGGAUGAAGCAGGGUCCCUUGGUAGCAUGGACGGAUCAGAUGCAGCGGAGGGGGGUUCAGGUGAGGCAGUGGGUGGAUCGAAAUUGGAGGAAGGUGAUGUGAGAUUAGAGGAGGAGGAGCAGCAGACAGGCGGAAGCUUUAUGGCGGAUGAAGCUGACAUAGUCCUAGAGGAAAUGUCCGAAGCGAGCUCUUCAGUCGGUCGGGGCAGCUUCCUUGAUGAGGAUAGGCCGGUGGAAAAUGAUGAAGUGCCGGAGCAGCAGCAGCAGCAGGGCGGGAGUGUCAUGGCGGACGAAGCUGACCAAGUCCAAGAGGAGAUGUCUCAAGGUAGACUCUCAGAAGGAGAAGUGAUGCCUUCAGUCAAUCAAGUUACGUUUGAUGAGGAGGGUGAAGCGGCGAAAGAGGAUGCAGUGCAGGAGAAGGAUAACGAAUCUCAUGUUGUUACAGGUGCAGAGAAUGACAAGGAAGUUCGUGGGGAGGAUGUGCAUAACGAGGCUGCUAAUAAGGAGGAUGAGUCACCUGGAGGGCCUAGUGUGCUCCCACCUAACCUGCUUGACUCGGUUGACUUUCUUGACCCGGUAGCAGCAUUCACCAAGACCCUGCGCAUGCUGCACCACUUCCUCUCCUCCCAACCCACCGCCGAAUCCCUCCCAACUUUCUUUCUCGGGCUGCCCCGAGAACAUUAUUUCCGGGCAGACCAGGGCAACCAUACCUCGCUCUGCCUGCCAGACGACGUCACAUGUAAAGAAAACGGACAGUGUAGCUUGUUUUCGAGGCCGAGAGAGUGGUUGGAAGAGGGAGGGGAGGAGCAGGCACACCAGCAACGGUGGCAGCGGUGGCGGUGGCGGCAGGAGAGGGAGAGGAGGGAAAGAAGGAGGGAGUGGGUGCACUCGAGUGUGGGGCAGAUGGAAAGGGUGGUUGAGAGGGAGAUUGGGAUGGGAGACAGGGUUGUGUUGCUGCAAGCAGGGGGGUUAACCGAUGCUCGUGUUGAUGCUCAUGUGGGCUCUUCCCUCCCUGCAGAAAUGCGUGUGGGGGAGACAAAAAAGGAAGAUUGCAGUCACUUUUGUGUGCCUGGAGUGCCGGACACAUGGAAUGAGAUGUUAGUUGCUGCGCUAAGACUACAGGAAAUGAUGACGUAA
Molecule: messenger RNA, 4497 nt
Organism: Closterium sp. NIES-65
Lineage: Eukaryota; Viridiplantae; Streptophyta; Zygnematophyceae; Desmidiales; Closteriaceae
Source: the annotation of a GenBank genome assembly